AUGUUAACGUCAGAACAACGACAACAACAACAACGUGUCAUUCUUGUAACUGGAGCAAAUAAAGGUCUCGGCUUCGAAGUUGUGAAAAAGCUCAUCACAGAACCAUCUUCUUUUAAGAAUGAUCUUAUUCUCCUCGGUAGUCGUGAUUUGAAACGUGGCCAAGGUGCAAUUAAGCUGUUGGGUUCACCAUCGAAUGUACAUCUCCUUCAGUUAGAUACAUCAUCACGCAAUAGUAUUGCUCAAGCCACCAAUGAAAUCAAACAAAAAUAUGGGGGCCAACUAGAUGUUCUCAUCAACAAUGCUGGAAUUCUGACACAUGAAAAGACUGUUGAUGCUGCUCGAAAUGUUUUUGCCACUAAUUACUAUGGUAUUAGAACGUUGAAUGAACAUCUGUCUCCACUGAUCAAGGAAAAUGGACGCAUUGUGAAUGUCGCAAGCGAAGUCGGUGCUUGGGCAUUAUAUGAAAUGUCCAGCGAUCUCCAAAAGAAAUACCAAUCAUCAACGUUGACCAAAGAACAGCUCGAUACACUUGUUGAAGAUUUUAUUUCAGCGAUUGGAUCGAAUCGUCUCGAAAAACUCGGAUACAAUUCCAAGUUACCUUAUUUGAUCUACGGUACAUCCAAAGCCGCGCUCAUUGCUCUUACACGAGUAGAAGCACGUGAAUGGUCGGGUGCCCAAAAUGUGUUAGUCUUAUCUGUAACUCCUGGUUUAUGUAAAACUGACAUAAUUGAUCAUGCACCUGGAGCACGAUCAGCUGAACUUGGUGCAGAUUCCAUCCUCUUCCCGGUCAAUGCUCCUACCAAUGAAUUAGAAAAUGGACAGUUUUAUGAAGAUGGACAACAAAAACCACAAAGUUGUGCAUGCACAAAGAAUCUUGAACACUUAUCAAAAAAACAAGAGUAA
This is a messenger RNA of Didymodactylos carnosus, 903 nucleotides long. NCBI's taxonomy places the organism in Eukaryota, Metazoa, Rotifera, Eurotatoria, Philodinida, Philodinidae. The record is from the annotation of a GenBank genome assembly.